ACACCAACCGGGGAAAAACGGUCUGACACGAGAUAUAACGGGCGUGGAUACCGACGCGAAGUCACGGGACGACCGCGCACCGGUUCCCACUUUAACGGCCGAGCGCACGAGGACACACCGGCGGCUUGAAACGGCGCCGAAGACGUCAAAAAAGAAGAAGAAGAAGAAAGAAGCGGGGAAAGGGAAACCCUUGGUGACCAGGAGCCGCGCGCGCGGCGGAGCAGAGCUAACCGUCGUUAGCAGCCUGGGAGAGCGCGGCUAGCCGAGCUGUUUGGUAACCCGCCGGCCCAGACACACGUCCGGGUCCACCGCGAACCGGGACCCCCCCCGAAAUCGGAUUUCAAGUAGGGGACCGCGCGCUCUCAACAGCCGGAAGGAAACCGCAAAGUCACCGGCGGUUUGGCAGGAGGCUGGUUCUGGGGGCGAGGCCAAAGGACCAGACUCAAUGAGUUUCCAGCGACAUGUCAGAGAAGUCAGGGCAAAGCACCAAGGCAAAGGAUGGCAAGACAAAGUAUGCAACCCUUAGCCUCUUCAACACCUACAAGGGCAAAUCUCUGGAAACCCAGAAGACUGCAGCUACCAGACAUGGCCUCCAAAGUUUGGGCAAAGUGGCCUCCAGCCGACGCAUGCCCCCUCCGGCCAACCUGCCCAGUCUGAAGGCCGAGAACAAGGGAAACGACCCCAACGUCAACAUCGUGCCCAAAGACGGGAGUGGCUGGGCGUCUCGACCCGAGGGAGGCGAGGAGAGGCAACAGGAGACGCCGCCGCCCCCGGUCAAACCCCCCGUGGUGGUCCCGCCACCAGAGCCUUCUCCCGGGUCCAGCCGCUCCUGGGCCAACAGCAAGCCCACGCCGCCGCCGCCGAAGGGUGUCCCCCGCGUGAGCAGCCAUUUUCAACAGGAGUUUCCCAGCUUGCAGGUGGCUGGUGAGGUGGAGAAAGGGGAGGAGCCAGAAGAGGAGCAUUAUGGACCGGGCCCCAGCCUCAGACCUCAAAAUGUCGGCAGUUGGCGUGAAGGCGGAGGCAGGAAUCUAAUCGCCGCGCCCCCCGAGAUGGACGGCAAGGCGCCGGAGGAGGCCGGCGCGGUCCUCGGUGCCGCCGAGGAGCCCGGACAGAGCGCAGCCGCUGACGGCCAGUUGCCCCCCUCCGCCCCCCCUCAGGCCAAAGUCAACGGCGGGCAGCAGCCUUUUCUCCCUGGGGUGGCGACCAGCUUCGACCCCUCUUUCCGGGGCAUGAUGCCCCCCUACAUGUUCCACGCCUACCCUCAGAUGACUCUGGCCCCGGGGCAGGGGAACCUCAGACCCCCGCAGGACGGAGCAAAGAUGGUCCGGGGUCCUCGUCCAAUCCGGCCCCAGCAGGGCCACAACCAGGCCUUGCUCAAGGACUCGGACCGACCCUCCAUCAUCAGCGCCACGGAGCUCAAGGAGCUGGACAACCUGGACACGGACACCGACGAGGGCUGGGCGGGAGCUCAGAAUGAGGUCGACUACACGGAGAAACUGAACUUCAGCGACGAUGAAGAAAACCAAGCUGCUAAGGAGAAAAGAGAGAACUGGGAGCGGAUGGGUAAAGUGGAGCGCGUGCGACCUCGGCCUCCAGACGGUCAGGAUGGGGCCGAGGACCGUGGUGGCAUCAAGAUCUCCCGGGUCGACGGCGAUCCCAGAGCGCCAUCGCCCGGCAACACGGGGCAGCACAACAAGGCGGCGGCUCCGCAGGACUACCAGGUGAAGCCGGAUGGGGGCAGCCGGUCUGCCGCUGCCGGCGGAGCGCAGCGCGUGAUCAAAAUGCCGGCUGCGGCGGCGCCCGGCGCCGACGAGGACUCCGAUGCCUGGCGGCAGAAACGCAAGAAGCCUCAAGAAGUUUCUGAAGCCGUGGAGCGAGCGCGGCAUCGGAGGGGGGAAGAGGAGCGGCGGAUGGAGGAACAGCGGCUCGCCGGCUGCGCCGAGAAACUGAAGCGUCUCAAUGAGAAAUAUCGGCAGGCGAACGAGGUCAAAGCCGCGCUUCAGCCGCCCGCCGCCAAAGAAGAGGCCGCCGCCCGAGAGGCAGAGGCCUCGCCGGCUCCUCCGCCCGCAGCCGGUCCCGCACCGUCGAUCCCAGUUUCACAAUCGCAAGAACCAAUCGUGGAAGCGCCUCUCCCCGAGAGCGAGGAGAAGACGGAGCGAGUGGAGCCGAGUGUGGAGAUGGAGGUGGAGGAGGAGGUGCACCUGCCUCGCCAGCCCAGCCCCCCCGUCCAGAGGCCGGUGGCCGACGCUCCAGAGCCCCGGAGCGAGGGCGAGAGCCCCUCGGUGGAGGCGGGCCCUCCGAUGGAGGAGAGCCAGGUGGACGGGGCCGCGGCGCCUCUCCGGGACUAUUUCAGCAUGGAGGACGACCGAGUGGACGAGCCCCACCUGCCUCACCUGGACGCCCCCGGUGGCGAGGAGGUCCCCGUGGCGCCGCCACAGCUGGAAGGAGAAGCGGCCGCCGCCAUGCGCCCCUCGCUCACCUCGGGCUACUCCAAACAGUUUCAGAAGUCUCUCCCGCCUCGUUUCCUCCGACAGCAGGAGCAGAUGAAGCAGCAACAAUGGCAGCAGCAGCACCAGAGUGGGGGCUCCGUGUCUCCGUCAGGUGUUGGCGGGGGCAGCGGUGGCAUUCCAGCGCCGCCGCCACAACAACAACAACAACCAACACUACAACAACAGCAGCAGCAGCCGCACCGCUCCAUGUAUCAACCCUUGGGCCCCCACCACCAGCACCUGGCCUCCAUGGGCUUUGACCCCCGCUGGCUCAUGAUGCAGUCCUACAUGGACCCCCGCAUGAUGUCGGGGCGUCCGCCCAUGGACAUGUCCACCAACAUUCAUCCUGGCCGGAUGCCUCCCAAGCAGAUCGUGCGCCGGGAGCCCGGCGACAACUCGAGCUCCAGCUCCGACUCCUUCGACCACCUGAGCCGCCCCGCCCGUGACCACGGCCCGCCGUCGGACUCGCGCGUGGUGUGGGGCUCGGAGCCGUACCCGCAGUCGGAGCCGCUGCCGUCCGUAACUCCUCCGAAAGGACGGGAAGAUAUCAAGGAGCCGAGGAUUGACUCUCCUUUGGAUCUGGACCGGGGUCUCCCAGCCGUGUAUCCCCAGGACCACAGUGCAUUGGACUCUCAUAAAAGUAACUUCUUCCAGGACCCGGCAGAGCCCCUGUCGGCCUUUACCCAGGGCCCAGAGGACCCAUCAGGGCCCUUAGACGGGGCCCCCGUCGGCUCCGCCUUCGAUCUUGAGGAGCCGGGCCUCCCCAGUGGGGAGGAGGUGGAGGCUCUCGGUCAGGCGAUGCUCCAGAGGAGGUUCUCCCAGGGCUCCAGCCACUCAAUCAAGCUGGAGGAGCCCAGGUUUGACGGGCUGUCCCUGGGAGCUCCGUCUCUGGAGCUGCAGGACGCGGGAGAACCGGCGGACGACAAACCCCACAACGACCUCUACCCCCAGGCCGCGGCGACGAGCAACAGGGCGACGCCGCCCGCCGACGGAUUACACAAACAGGAGAAGCUGCCGCUGCCGGCCACCAGCAAGCAGAAAGCCGAGCUGCGCUGGGGCGCCAGAUCGGGCGCCGGACGCAGAGAGGGGCCCGGGGGGGAGAGACCCCUCCGCAGGUCGGGCCCAAUAAAGAAGCCCGUCCUCAGGGACAUGAAAGAAGAGCGAGAGCAACGGGAAGAGCGAGAGAAGCGUCACGAGAGAGGAGACCGAGGAGACAGAGGGGAGCGGUCCAAGAAGGAGCCGUCAUCCAAACCCCCCACCGCGGCCGCCGCCGUGUCCGAGGGCGCCAGACCUCAGAGCGAGGCCAAGAGGGACGCCGCAGAGGCCGAGGAAACGCCGACCGCCCAUCAGAAGGUCAGAGACGCCCAGCCUUCAUCCUCUCAGGUUCCCGCCUCCUCCUCUCAGGAGGAGAAACCCAUGGACAAACCGCCCGGCAGCGACAAACACCCGGAGCCCAAACUGCCCUUGAGGAAAGAGUUCAGUCUGCCUCCACGCUCCUACCGGCGAGACGAGAGGGAGCGGGAGAAGGACGGAGACGGAGACGGGGAUCGAGAGAGAGACAGAGAGAGGGCGGCAGAGCGAGACAGGGAGUGGCCCCUCGACUUGAACUUCAAAGGACGCGGCCGAGGGGAGUAUUACGCCAGAGGGCGGAGCUUCCGGGGGACUUACAGCGGCCGGAACAGGUUGGGCCGCGGUCGAAGCCGGGCGGAGUUCAUCUACCGAGAGCCGCGCUCGCGCUCCGAUUUGCCGACCGUCGGAGGAGCCGCCGCCUUCCGCAACCGAGAGGAGAGCGAGACGCGCAGCGAGAGCUCGGACUUCGAGGUCAUCCCGAAGCGCAGGCGGCGCCGCGGGUCAGACACGGACUCUGAAAGCGAAGGCGGGAGAGAGUCCGCUAGCGAUACCGGACCGUCUGACCGCGAGCCCAGCACCAAGCCGACCCACCCGCUGAGGCGAGAGCUUCCCGGGGAGGCCCGGCCGGGGCCCCACAAGCUGGGCUUCGGACCGCCUUACACGGGGGAGCGGGGUGGACCGAGAGGGGAGGACGACGGCAGACCCAGGCCCGGAUUCCUCCAGAAGGGAGAGCCUUCUCGGCGAGGCAGAGGAGGACUGUACAGUCGACGGGGCGGAGCGAGGGAGCGCGGCGGCCCUCGCCCGGGCCCUCUGAGGCGGCCCGGAGCCAGAGAAUCCUCUUCUCAGUGGCCCUCUAAACCCAUGGAGACCUUCAGGCCCGAGGACGCCGAGUCUACGUCGAGAUACGACAACCCCGCGGCCGACCGGCGGUACCCGAGGUCCGACGGCAGGAGAUUCGGAGACGUGGCUCCCCAGAGCAGCAGAGAGAGGCCUCGCCGCUCCAGACCGGCGCGGCCCCCGAGGCAAGACAAACCCCCCAGGUUCAGGCGCUUGAAGGAGCUGGAGGCCGCCGUGUUGGCCGGUGGAGAAGCGGCCCCCGGUCCCCCCGGCCCUCUGCUCCCAGGGUCCGCAGCCGCCCCGGCCCAAAGCGCUCGCUCCCCGACCCGGUCCAGAACUCGCGCUCCGGCUCGAGUGGCGGCCGCCACGUCGGCCACCGACCUGUCCUCUCCGACGGACGCGGCCUCGCCCGACACCGGCAGCCCCGCCGCCGCCGCGGUCGGUACCAAGUCCCCCGACUUGUCCAACCAGAACUCUUCGGACCAAGCCAACGAGGAGUGGGAGACGGCGUCCGAGAGCAGCGACUUCAACGAGAGGCGAGAGCGCGAGGAAAGGAAAGGAGCGCUGGAGGCUGCCAACGAAGCGGCGGCCGCCGCCUCGGCCCCCGCGCCCCCCCAGGGCUCUUUGACCUCCAACAACAGCCCCGCCGACGGGGGGGCGAGUCCCAGACGCGAGGGGGGGGCGAGUCCCAGACGCGAGGGGGGGGCUCCCGCCGCCAAGAGGAGCUUCUCGAGUCAGAGGCCCAUCGAGAGACAGAACCGCAGAGGCAACAGCGGAGCCAAGCCGGCCCGCGGCUACGCCGGAGUCAAGGGGGAGAGGAGGGGCGGAGCCAAAACCGGCCACAAAGGACCCGCGGCCCCGCAGAGCUUAGAAGGCGGAGCGCAGAGCGCAGGAGGAGCAUCUCAGAGGCCCCCGAAGGACCAGGCCGGCCGGCGCAAAGAGGAGGCCAAACAGGCCGCCAAGAAGCCCAAAGAGAACGCGCUCUCUCAGUUUGAUCUCAACAAUUACGCCAGCGUUGUGAUCAUCGAUGACCACCCGGAGGUCACCACCACAGAUGACCCCCAGUCCAACGCCACCGACGACGGCUUCACGGAGGUCGUCUCCCGCAAGCAACAGAAGCGCCUGCAGGACGAAGAGAAGCGGAAAAAGGAAGAGCAGACUCCUCAGAACUGGAGUAAAAAAGUCUCUGGUGAGAAGGGCAGAGGAGGCGGAGGGAAGCUGGCACCCAGAUUUGCUAAAAAGCAGCCAUCACAACAGCAACAACAACAGCAGCACCAACAACAACCACAGCAGCAACAACCACAGCAGCAGCAACAACAGCACCAACAACAACCGCAGCAGCAGCAACAGCAGCAGCAUCAACAACAACCACAGCAACAACAGCAGCAGCAACAACAACAACCACAGCAGCAACAACAACAACCACAGCAGCAACAACCACAGCAGCAACAACAACAGCAACAACAGCAGCAGCAACAACAACCACAGCAGCAACAACAACCACAGCAGCAACAACAACCACAGCAGCAACAACAACCACAGCAGCAGCAACAACAACAACAGCAGCACCAACAACAACCACAGCAGCAACAACAACCACAGCAGCAACACCAGCCAUCUCAGCCUCCUGCGGUCCCUCCACCUCAGGCCCAACCUCAACCCCUCCUCUCUGCCACCCAGCAUCCUCACCUCGCCCCCUCCCAGCCCACCGCACCGACUCCCGAAGGAACCGCGCCGCCGCCGCCGCCCUCCGUCCCCGCCGCCGCCGACUUCCCCUCAAAGGGUUUGCUGCCCACGCCCGCGCAGACGGCGCACGACACUCUGGGGACCGAGCUGUGGGAGAGCAAGGCGGCGGCGGGCUCCACCGUCCUCCCCGAUGUCAAGAAGCUCGGUCCGAUCAACCCCCCCCAGCCCCCUUCUGUGAGCGCCUGGAGCAAACCGCUCACCUCCUUCACCGGCACCGCCGCAGAGGGCGCGAAGCCCGGGUCGGAGGGCGGGGCGGAGCCGGUCACGGACAUCAUUCAGUUCGGAGCGCCGUCGUCAGCGGGCAGCACCGACAGCGACGGAGUCCCGGCGCUGAUGGAAAUCGUCUCCGACAACAAGCUGCCCGCUCCCAAAGAACAGAGGCAGAAGCAGCCGCGGGCCGGCCCGAUCAAAACGCAGAAGCUUCCUGAAACGGAGCCGGUGGAAACGAAGGAGUACAAGCCCGGCCCCAUCGGCAAAGAGCGCUCGCUGAAGAACCGCAAGGCCAAAGACGCUCGCGUGGGAGACGGCGACGGGAUGGAGGGAGGCGUCGCCGGCGGCGGUGGCGUCAGCAGAGCCUCGGACUCCAGUCCGCCCAUCAUCGACGCCGCGGUGCCGGAGCUGGGAGGAGACAUCGAGGGCAUGAUCACGAUCCCCUCGGCCGAGUACAACAGCAACUCUAAGGAGUCGGUCACAGACUACACCACGCCCUCCUCCUCGCUGGCCGACAGUGUUCCAACAGGAGCGAACAAAAUAGAAGAGAGUUUGGUGGCCAACGUGGCGCUUCCUCACUCGCUGCCCCUUCCUCGGCGAGAGACCCUGCAGCAGAGCUCCGGCCUCAGCACCGUCUCCCCUGCCACCGUCGACCUGACGCUGAAGAUGGAGUCGGCCCGUAAGGCGUGGGAGAACUCCCCGCUUCUGGAGAAGAACUCGCCGGUGACCUCCUCGUCCUCCCCCAUCGCCCCCGGGGCGUCCUCGUACUCCACCUUCUCCUCCGCCUCCAUGCCGCAGAUCCCCGUGGCCUCCGUCACCCCCAGCACCUCCCUGUCAGGCGCCGGCACCUACACGACGUCGUCCCUCGGCACCAAGACCACCGCGGCCUCCGACCCCCCGAACAUCUGCAAGGUGAAGCCCCAGCAGCUGCAGGGCGGCAGCCUGUCGUCGUCCUCCAGCAGCAGCAGCAGCAGCUUCUCCCAGCUGGGCUGCAUGCCCGCCCUGCUGCCCCCGCAGCAGCAGCAGCAGAGCCCACAGGUGUACGUCUCUCAGUCGGCAGCAGGUUCUGCAGCUCAGAUUCCGGCCUUCUACAUGGACACUAGCCACCUCUUCAGCACCCCCCACCCUCGCUUGGCUCCUCCCUCCAUGGCGCAGCAGCAGGGCUUCCAGCCCGGCAUCUCGCAGCCGACGGCGGUGCAGCAGAUGCCCAUCCCUCUCUACGCGCCACUGCAAGGACAGCACCAGCACCAUCAGCAUCAGCACCAUCAGCACCAUCACCAGGCUCAGCUGGGACUCGGCGCCGGCCCCCCCGUCUCCCAGCAGCAGGACCUCUUCAGCUCCUCGCUGCAGCCUUACCGGUCUCAGCAGGCGUUCAUGCAGAGCAGCCUGUCGCAGCCAUCCAUGAUGCUGUCGGGCCCGUCGCUGCACAGCUACGCCGGCGUCCAGGCGUCGGAGCUCGGCAAGCCCCAGUCCGGCCUGGCCUACCAGCAGGCCUCCUCCGCGCAGCACAUCCCCAUCCUGUUCGAGCCGCAGCUCAACCAGCCCUCUGGCAUGGGAGGCUCCCAGCUCAUCGACACGCACCUGCUGCAGGUAACCAGUCUGCACAAAGGAACGGUCCCACUCGGCCUCAUGGCCCGACAGGGCAUGAGUCAGCAUUCCAACAUGUACUCGGGGCAGGUGCAGCAACACGGCCAGAGCAGCUACUACAGCAACACCCAGUCGCCCAGCUCUGCCAUGCAACAGAUGACGGUGUCGAUGCCCAGCUCCCAGCUGUCCCUGUCCAACUACGGCUCGGGUGGAGGCCAGCCCCUCCUGGCGCUGCCCCCCACCCCCCCUCAGGUCCAGCCCCCCAACAUCAACCGGCAGCCCCCGAUCUCCCAGCCGUACCGCGGCCUCAUGAACCCCGGCCACAGCAUGAUGCAGCCGCCCACCAGCAAGAUGGACAUGGACAUGAAGCUCUUCGGCGGUGGGAUGGAUGUGAAGCCCGGUACCCCCCCCAUCGGCGCCAGGAGCACCACACCCACCUCCAGCCACUACAGAGCGAGCUCCACGUCUCCGAGCAGCCAGUCCAGUAAGAUCAACAGCAUGCUGUACCAGAAGCAGUUCCAGGCCAGCGCCGCCAGCAUGAGGAUGGCGCAGCACUUCCCCGGCCAGUUCAACCCGCAGAUUCUGUCUCAGCCCAACAUCGUGUCCCCUCUGGUUCGACCUCCUCACAUCAACUCGUUCGCCGGAGGCGUCCAGCGCUCUGCCAUGGGGCCCCCAAUGUUGCCCAAUGUGGGCGGAGGCCUCAUGCCCCACCCCCGACCGCAGCACAGCCAGCACCCUCCACGAGGACCGCCUGUCCCCUCGCUCACGCCCAGAGGCACACCGCACCUGGCGAUGAAGGCCGAGCAGGACCUGAAGGCGAAGCAGCGGGUCGAGGUGCUGCAGGCCACCCAUAAGUUCUUCUCGGAGCAGCAGCAGAUCAAGGCGGAUCAGCUCAGCAAGGCGGCGCGGCUCGAGCAGGGCGGGAAGCCCCCCCUCGACGCCCUCGCCCCCAACCACCACCAGGCGCCGUUGGGCCCGGACCCCGACAAACCCCCCGGCUCCACGUCCAAGCCCGUCCGGACCGGCCCCAUCAAACCGCAGGCCGUCAAGCCGGAAGAGGGCAAGUAACGAGCGGCGGGGGAACCCGGAGCCUCCUUCAGAUGACAAUGUACGAACGGAAGAGAGGAUCGAGCCCCCAGCCCUGGAGGGGGGGGGGGGUGAGUUGAUGGAGGCGCCGUCCCGCCCCCAAACGUGAUCCUCCUCCUCCCCUCCCCCCACCGCUGUAAGGGGGCGGCGUUUUGAGUUGGAUUCUUCCAUCGCGCUCAGAAGCCGAUUUAAAAAUGGCCGCACAAGUCGUUCCACAGAAAAUCGACUGACGGUAGAAAAGACGAGAGUAGAGUCGAAAAUGAGAUUUGCUGCUGAGUUUGCCAUUUUUAUUUUAUUUCUUUAAAAAAAACUGUGUAUAUAUAUACGCAUAUAUAUAGUUCUUGCUUUCUGCUUCCCUUUUUUUAUUUCAUUUUUCUUUUCUUAUUUUCUUACCCAGAUAGGAUCACGCAUAUUAUAGGAGUGUUUUUUUGUGGGUAAACUAAAGAAUCCGAAACUGUCUCAUUUUUUUUGCGAAGCCCACUUUUUUUGUCGCCCGAUCUCGUAACCGGUCCAGCGCUCCGUCGCCACGCGCCCGCGUCUCGAGACGUGAACUCCGAAAGUUUGUGUCUUUUUGUUUUUUGUUUUUACCAGGAUGAAAAUGUGAAAGAAAAAAAAAAAUAUUACAGCAGCUGAUUGGAAUGAAUGAUUUUUUGAUUUAUCGAUAAGUCAGUGAACCUUCGCUCCUGCCGUCUGCUCAUCUCCUCGCCUGAGUUACUGAUGCGUUGGGGUGUGUGUGUGUGGGUUUGUUCGUGGUAUCGAGUGGGGCCACGCACUCGUAGCUGGACUCUCCUGUCUUUAGCCAAAGGUUCAGCAACGCAGAGAAGACGGCACGGCCUUUUUGGGGGGAUUUGAGGAGCUUUGAUUGGACUUUACAGGAUCACUACAUGCACACACACACUUCACUGCUUCACACACCGACGUGUGCACACACACACACACGCUCACACACACGUCACUGUAAAGCACCCAGACCUGCUGCUAUUGACUGAUUUCAGUGCCCUUAGCUCGAGUAAAGCUGCAGGAUAGGGCUAUUUUAGAGGAGUUGAUGGUUGAAAUGGUAGAGAACUCGUGUGUGUGUCAACCCUCACGAUGACGGAGGAGAAGAAGAAAAGACAAAGCCUCAAGUUCAAACGCGUUUUUAAGCCGAAGGACACUUAUUGUUUCGUUGUCUUUACUGAUGAGAGCAAUUGGCGCCGUUUUCUGUCCUCACCUCCGCUGGCUCCGCCCACCACGCGGUCAUCUCGGGGGGGGUCGUGGUUGACAAGGGGGGCCCCUACAGAAAUGUACAGUAGUGAGUCCAUGGAGGAUGGAAGAGGGAGGGAGGGGAUUGAUUCUUUUUUCUGUUGAACUUGUACAGGGGUUUCAUCGCUGUAUUAAAAUAUGUACGGUCUUAUUUACAUUCUCUUGGUUUGGUUACAGAAACUAAUAAAAUAAUAUACUGUU
This is a messenger RNA of Pseudoliparis swirei, 10748 nucleotides long. It is a transcript of the gene prrc2c, whose product is annotated as proline-rich coiled-coil 2C. The coding region runs from base 462 to 9287 and encodes 2941 amino acids. The transcript has 34 exons. NCBI's taxonomy places the organism in Eukaryota, Metazoa, Chordata, Actinopteri, Perciformes, Liparidae. The record is from RefSeq and is a predicted model, not a curated record. Gene Ontology annotation, biological process: cell differentiation.